Messenger RNA from Suillus discolor, 1218 nucleotides. RefSeq lists its product as uncharacterized. The transcript is spliced from 11 exons. NCBI's taxonomy places the organism in Eukaryota, Fungi, Basidiomycota, Agaricomycetes, Boletales, Suillaceae. The record is from RefSeq and is a predicted model, not a curated record. Bases 1 to 1218 code for a protein of 405 amino acids.
AUGCCUCCUCGUGUUGUUGCCAGCCCCAAGAAGAAACAGACCAAGCGCAAAGGUUUGGAGGUGUCUAAGCGUCAGUCUAAGAAGCCCCGAGCAGCAGAACCUGUCAAGACAUCUGGCACGCCACUCAUGUCACUCCGUCUAGAUAGAAUAAGCACUGAUGAACCUGAUAGACAUUCUGGCCGCGCCAAUGCAGGAACGGGAGGUGGGAAGGCUCAAUUGGAGAAGAUUGGAGCAUUGUUAGAAGCUCUGUCUUGGGUUGCCACCCCGCCAUAUAGUCAUCAGCUACUACAAAUGUUCCUAACACCUCACGCGCAGAUUUGCACCGCCAACUGGCUCUUUCUGGACCAGAACAUGUGUGACAUCCUGUGCAAGGAUUCAUUGGUUCUGAUGACAAAGAUGACAAAGAUGACAACACAACGAGGAAGACGAACAGAAGGAGAAGGAGGAGAAGGAGAUGCAGUCACCAGCAGCUUGGCUGGGGAGAGGUUGGUGGACAUCACACUGGACAUCCAGGCUAAUGAUUUUCUGGGCAAGAGCUUCCCUUCGCAACCUCAAGUCACUCAUCCUCGUACACCAGAAUUUGAGUUUCCUAUCUCCCGCGAGAAGAUGACGCGGUUUGCACAGACCCAAUGUCUUCAUCGUUCCAACAGUUCAAUGUAUGAUGGGUUGACUUGCCAGUAUUGUGACGACAGUUACUUGCCCUUUCAAGAUCCUCUGGAUACCUUGCACAUGCAGCCACAGUCACAGGAAGUUCACUUUAGUUGCCAAUUUACCGUCGUCUGGAUUUGGCCACAACAGAAAUCUAACAUGGCUCGGCUGUUGUACAAUGAUCUUGCAACCUGGCGAUCCGACUUGAAGAAAUACGUUAUGAGCCUUGCGCCCCAAUCAUACUCGCUCAUUCCCCGCCUUCGGUCCCCAUCUAAGAACGUGCAGAGACCUUACCGAAUCGCACACAGGCAACCAGACAUAUUCCACAACCAAUUGCCUGUGUCAUGUCUGGCUUUGUACAACUGUGUUCUCAAUGGUCUCGCAAAGAAUGGCCACAGAAAAUAUUACCCAAAGUUUACUGCGAGGGAAUACAGCCCUAUCUACUCCAAAAUGGUCCAAAUGCUCAAGGACAUCCUUCAGGAUCUGUAUCAUGGCCCUAGGACCGCAAGUUUGAGGGUCGACGGAGCUGUGGGGGCUCAACAUGACCACCUGCAGAUCAUUCUUGACUGA